AGAUAUGCACAAAAAGCCAUAUAACUCUCUCUGCAAUAAAUAAUUAAGGCAAAUCCCACUUCAAAAACUCUUAAUUUGUACCAAAAAAAAUUAAAUCUUUGAUCCAAAAAAAGAAAAAAAAAAACUUAUGUUGAUUUUUCACUGCAUAAAUCAUUCAUUUCUGUAAUUUUUUUUUUCUUUUAUCAAUUUCAAUCAUGCCAUCGCGUGAACUCCGUUCACUACCGCCGUCGCCGCUGUUGUCGCCGCCGCAGCAUGUUCACCGUCAGAGCCACAAUCUAUUGGCACCUCUCGCCGGAGGAAUAGCCGCUGCUGCAUCUCUCCUUAUUCUCUUCACUUUAUGCUUCCGGAAAAUAAGCCUGAAGCGAACCGUUCCCUCUUCCGAUUCAGAGUCAAAACCCCCUCACCGGUUCUCAUACAACUCUCUCCGUCGAGCCACCUCUAAAUUCUCUCCAUCGCUUCGUCUGGGUCAAGGUGGGUUUGGGUCUGUUUACAGAGGAACUGUCAAAAGCCCAACUACCAAUUCUAAUGUCUCGGUUGCUGUUAAAGUCAUGGACGCUGGGUCCUUGCAAGGUGAGCGUGAAUUUCAAAACGAACUCUUUUUCGCUGGGAAAAUUGAUUCUAAAUACAUUGUUUCCACUAUUGGUUUCUCUUCCGAUCAAAGAGGCCGUCGUAUGCUACUAGUUUACGAGCUUUUAGCUAACGGAAGCUUACAAGACUGCCUUUUGCAUCGCAAGUGUAGUGAAUUGAAGGAUUGGAAAAAGAGGUUUUCAAUUGCUCUUGAUAUAGCUAAAGGGUUGGAGUACUUGCACCAUUUUUGUGACCCACCAGCGAUUCACGGCGAUAUUAAGCCUAGUAAUAUACUACUGGAUGAUAAUUUCAAUGCGAAGAUCGGCGAUUUUGGAUUGGCAAGGUUGAAAGCGGAGGAUCAUAUUGAGAUUGAAGUAAGAAAGGAGAGUCCUGUAGGAAAUGCGGCUGAGGAUAAUGGGUCGGUGGCAGAGGAAACUGAGAGUGUGAUUACUGUUAAUUGUUUAGACGAGUUUCACAGAGGAGUUGAGCAGUCGCCGGAGAGUUUUGUUAGACACGAGGCCUCGCCGGAGACGGUUACUGGGGUGGAAUUGUCACCUGAGGCUCCUGUGGUGUCUCCAAGAACGGUGGCAGCUAUGGCAUCCCCAUCUGAGGGUCUAGAAAAAACGAGUCUUUCCGAGGGUAAUUUUGAUCGGUCCAGUAUAGACAGUGGGAUUGAAAUUGGAAAUAAGAAGAGUGGAGUGAAGAAGAAGAAGAAGAAGAGCAUUACAGGGAAAGACUGGUGGUGGAAGCAAGAUACUGGUGGGACGGAUUCAGGAGCGGUGAAGGAUUAUGUAAUGGAAUGGAUUGGGAGUGAGAUCAAGAAGGAGAGGCCAAAGACAGAGUGGAUUGGGGCUUCGUCGAGUUCAGGACCAGUAGGAAAAAUAGAAAAGAAGAAACAUAGGAAGCGAUUAGAUUGGUGGGUUUCAUUAGAUGAUGAAAAAAAUGGGAAGGAGGAGAAGAGGAGGCCUGCAAGGGAGUGGUGGAAGGAGGAGUAUUGUGAGGAGCUUGCUAGGAAGAAAAAGAAAAAGAAGAAGGAACAGGGCGGAAAGGGUUCAAUUAGUGAUGAUUGUCAUAGUGAGUCUUGGUGGCCAAGGGAUGAUGAAUUAUAUACGGCUAAAAAGAAGAAAAGGAGCAGGAGUAGGGGUAGUAAAAGUAGCAUGGAUUGGUGGCUGGAUGGAUUUAGUAGUGAGCUUCGGAGAGCUCGUAAGAAUAGUUAUGAUUCUGCUAGUGGGGAUAUACCUAAAAGUGGUGGCAUCAGUAGCACUCCAAGCAUGAGAGGAACUGUAUGUUAUGUUGCACCAGAAUAUGGUAGCUGUGGGGAUCUAUCUGAAAAGUGUGAUGUAUACAGCUAUGGGGUACUUUUGUUAGUUCUUAUUGCUGGGCGUAGGCCACUUCAGGUGACGGGGUCACCCAUGUCCGAAUUCCAGCGUGCUAAUCUUCUCUCUUGGGCACGUCACCUUGCCCGAGCAGGGAAGCUUCUUGAUUUGGUUGAUCAGUCUGUUGAAUCAUUAGACAAAGAACAAGCAUUACUCUCCAUCACUGUUGCCCUGCUCUGCUUGCAAAAGUCACCUGCACGCCGACCAUCAAUGAAAGAAGUAGUGGGAAUGCUUUCUGGUGAUUUAGAAGCUCCCCAGUUACCAGUUGAACUUUCACCCUCACCCCCCUCCCGCUUCCCAAUCAAGUCCCACAAGAAGGUCCGGUGAGCUUAAAUCAGGUUUCAGUUCUGUACAAAACAAAAGUUUAAGUUGUUGACUAUUUCUUGUUUUUGUGGAUGACUUACGAUGUAAAGAAGAGAUUGGAAACAAAAAAUUAACAGUUUUAAUGGAUUUUGAUGUUUGCUUUACAUGUUCUGCAUAUUGUUUUACUUUCAAGUCGUUAUCUGUGUAUUCUUUUCCUUCUGGAAGCUAAAUAACAAAAGAAAAAGCCAUUUGAUAUUU
Solanum pennellii is the source of this 2504-nucleotide messenger RNA. RefSeq names its product receptor-like serine/threonine-protein kinase At4g25390. The transcript has a single exon. Gene Ontology annotation, biological process: protein phosphorylation. Gene Ontology annotation, molecular function: protein kinase activity; ATP binding. NCBI's taxonomy places the organism in Eukaryota, Viridiplantae, Streptophyta, Magnoliopsida, Solanales, Solanaceae. Bases 195 to 2270 code for a protein of 691 amino acids. The record is from RefSeq and is a predicted model, not a curated record.